Babesia ovata is the source of this 363-nucleotide messenger RNA. Its product is annotated as RND transporter, putative. NCBI's taxonomy places the organism in Eukaryota, Apicomplexa, Aconoidasida, Piroplasmida, Babesiidae. Bases 1 to 363 code for a protein of 120 amino acids. The record is from RefSeq and is a predicted model, not a curated record. The transcript has a single exon.
AUGGGCAAAAUCACGGACGUUGGUGACAUCCUUUUUCUCCUUAAGGAAGUUUAUGUUUUUAUUGUCGUUACCAGCAAGACUCUUCAUAAACCCCUUGAAGCCUAUGCGCAGGUCCCUGUCAAUCUUUUCCGGCAAUCCCUCCAGCUCCUGCGUGACCUUGUUCGCGAAGGCCUGGAGCAGCGCCUUGACGGAGGUGACGUAGUUGCGGCGGGCGCGGGUGGUGAGAAGAUUUUUGGCUUUUUGCACUUCGUUAUUCAAAAAGUCCUGAAGGCAUUGGAUGGUCUCCUUUUCCAAUCUUGGGGCCACUUCUUCAAUGAAAUGUCUGGUUUCCCUGAGGACAUUAUAAAACAUUGUUUUUCUUAG